Messenger RNA from Nothobranchius furzeri (turquoise killifish), 1641 nucleotides. Its product is annotated as cathepsin L. Gene Ontology annotation, cellular component: lysosome. Lineage: Eukaryota; Metazoa; Chordata; Actinopteri; Cyprinodontiformes; Nothobranchiidae. Gene Ontology annotation, molecular function: cysteine-type endopeptidase activity. The record is from RefSeq and is a predicted model, not a curated record.
CUUGCCCAAGUGGCUGAGGAGAGGGAAGUCUGGGCCUCUCUCCUCAGGCUGCUGCCCCCGUGACCCAAACCCGGAUAAGCAGAUGAUAAUGGAUGGAUGGACGGACUUUUACAACUAACUUCUUUUGUUAAGUGACCAACAACCAGCUGGAUCAUGCACUGAUAAACACUAACUGAAUUUGCUGAGGCUGAAAAUGUUUAACAUGCAAGCUUUUCAUAAUCCACAACUCCACCUUUUCUUCAGCCAGCUGACAGGAAACCUGGAGUCGGCCUAUAUAAGAACAUUCCUUCACAGCUCUGGAGGAGGCCCCUCAGUCACCACACCGACCAGGCAGACAAAAUGAAGCUACUGAUAGUUGCUGCUGCUUUUCUGGCUCUAGCCAGCUGUUGCAACGGCUCUCCAGAAGACAACGCGUUUCACGCCUGGAAACGCAAGCAGGAGAAAACUUACAGGUCUCCAGAAAACGAGGAACGUUGCAGGAAAAACUUUUUUGACAACCGCAAAGAGAUCUCGACGCACAACGCAUUAGCAGAUCAAGGCAAAAAGUCAUUCCGCCUUGGCUUGACCCCUUUUGCUGACUUGACUCAUGAAGAUUACAAGAAACAUGUUUCCAGGGGCUACCUGAAUUCCACCCUGUCUCUCAGUAGCUCUACCUUUUUGGUGUUGUCUACUGUAAACAGUCUGCCCGACGCAGUGGACUGGAGGAACACGGGUUACGUUACAGGAGUCAAAGACCAGAAACAGUGUGGCUCCUGCUGGGCUUUCAGCACAACUGGUUCACUGGAGGGUCAGUACUCCAAGAAGACAGGAAAUCUGGUGUCUCUGAGUGAGCAGCAGCUAGUCGACUGCUCUGUUACAUUUGGCAACAAGGGCUGCAUGGGUGGCUCAAUGGUCAACGCCUACAAGUACAUCAAAGCAAACGGAGGGAUCGACACAGAGGCCUCCUACCCGUAUGAGGGAGUGAAUAAAACCUGCCGGUACAACCCCAACACCAUCGGCGCCAACUGCACAGGCUUCGUUGCCAUAAGUUCAGGUAACGAAGGCGCCCUGAAGCAGGCCGUGGCCACCAUCGGACCCAUCUCUGUGGCCAUCGAUGCAUCUCAAAGUUCCUUCCAGCUUUAUGCUUCAGGAGUGUAUGAUGAAUCUGCCUGCAGCAACUCUCGUCUGAAUCACGCUAUGCUGGUUGUGGGUUAUGGCACUGACAAUGGAAAGGACUACUGGCUGGUCAAAAACAGCUGGGGAGUUACUUGGGGAGACCAGGGGUACAUCAAGAUGCUCAGGAACAAAAAUAACCAGUGUGGCAUCGCCACUGCAUCCAGCUACCCUCUGGUCUGAUCAGACAUUUGCAGGCAGCAAGCAGGUUGUUAUUAUCCGUAGACAUGAAUACAUGGAUUCCAUGUUGCUGCCCAAUUUGGUGGGAUCCUCACACUCCAAAUGCAACCGGAGUCAACACAAUGUGAUCAACUAUGUAACGGAAUGAAAGGACUGUUUCCCCUCUCCUCUGACACAGGACUAGUCUGCAUGAGAUAUGACCUCAAAGAUCUCAUGCAUUUGCUUCUAACCUGCUUCUUUUCAGCUCAACAGAAGAAUGAAGAAUGGACUCUCUCGUUUUAAUUAAUCAAAGAACUCUAUUUUAAUAAG